Messenger RNA from Aspergillus nomiae NRRL 13137, 773 nucleotides. Its product is annotated as Rer1 family protein. Gene Ontology annotation, biological process: retrograde vesicle-mediated transport, Golgi to endoplasmic reticulum; protein retention in ER lumen. NCBI's taxonomy places the organism in Eukaryota, Fungi, Ascomycota, Eurotiomycetes, Eurotiales, Aspergillaceae. Gene Ontology annotation, cellular component: Golgi membrane. The coding region runs from base 1 to 567 and encodes 188 amino acids. The transcript has 4 exons. The record is from RefSeq and is a predicted model, not a curated record.
AUGGAUGUCCCUGAGCCCGAGCAGACUCCGUUCACCGCGGUGACUGCGCAGACGUCGAAGCUCGCCAGAAAAUAUCAAACACUUCUCGAUGCCUCGACACCGUUCACUGCCUACCGCUGGAUCGGCACCGUCGUCCUUCUCAUCAUCUUCUUCCUGAGGAUCAUCCUAGCCCAGGGCUGGUACAUCGUCGCCUACACUCUCGGCAUCUACCUUCUGAACCUCUUCCUUCUCUUCCUUCAACCCAAGUUCGACCCCUCUCUUACUCAAGACGAAGGUCUCGAGGAUGGCGACGCAGCUGCGUCCCUCCCCACCAAGCAGGAUGACGAGUUCCGUCCGUUCAUCCGCCGUCUUCCCGAGUUCAAAUUCUGGGAGAGCGCCACCCGCGCCAUCGCCAUUGGGUUUGUCUGCAGCUGGUUCAGCGUCUUUGAUAUCCCUGUGUUCUGGCCUGUGCUCGUUGUGUACUGGAUUAUUCUGUUUGUUUUGACCAUGCGCCGACAGAUCCAGCAUAUGAUCAAGUACCGUUACGUGCCUUUCUCUUUCGGCAAGACUAAGUACGGUCGGUCAUAAAUUGGGAAUACAUAGUCCGUCUCCCGAUAAUGAUUCUCGUGUUCAACUGAGCGGGGCAAUGCAGACCUGGCUUCUGCAUGGCUUUCCAGCUCGUCUCCCUCUUUAACUCGUCUAUUCUUGACAUGAUUAACGUGAUCUUGACCAAGCCAAAAAGCGGAUUGGAAAAGAAAGGAAGAGGGUCCUGAUAUUAAUUAUUGACGAAUGAC